This is a messenger RNA of Dictyostelium discoideum AX4, 5517 nucleotides long. RefSeq names its product DEAD/DEAH box helicase domain-containing protein. Gene Ontology annotation, cellular component: nucleus. The coding region runs from base 1 to 5517 and encodes 1838 amino acids. The transcript has 2 exons. NCBI's taxonomy places the organism in Eukaryota, Evosea, Eumycetozoa, Dictyosteliales, Dictyosteliaceae. Gene Ontology annotation, biological process: DNA metabolic process. The record is from RefSeq and is a predicted model, not a curated record. Gene Ontology annotation, molecular function: single-stranded DNA helicase activity; helicase activity; 5'-3' DNA helicase activity.
AUGAAUUUUUUUGAAAAGAAAAAUAAUAAUAAUAAUAAUAGUAGUAAUAAUAAUAAUAAUAAUAAUAAUAAUAAAAAUAAUAAUAAUAAAAAUUUAGAUAAAAAUAAUAGCAGUGAUAGAAAUAAUAAUAACAAUGGUGAUAAAAAUAAUUUAAAACCAACACAAAAGUCAUUAAUAGAUUUAUGGUUUCAAGUUGAUGAUGAAGAUGAAGAAUACGAAUUGAGUUCAUUGAGUAAUGAUGGUGGAAGUAGUUUUAAUAGUUUUAAAGUAAACAAUAGAGAUACUAGUAUAGGAAGUGAUAUUUACUCGAAAACAAUUACACCUUCAUCAUUGGCUUUAUCAACUUCAUCAUUGAUUUCAUCUACUUUAACACCACCAACACAAUCACCCCCUUUUUCAAAGAAAAAUGAAAAAACAUCCUCUUUUCUUAAUUCUCCUUCUUCACAAAAGUCAAAAUCAAAUAAUUCAAAUGUAAAAGAAAAACUAUCACCACAAUAUUCAAGUAGUUCACAAUUAAGUGAUUUCUUUAAAAAGAAAAAAAGGCCAUUACUUGAUAAUAAUAAUAAUAAUAAUAAUAAUAAUAAUAAUAAUAAUAAUAAUAAUAAUAAUAAUAAUAAUAAUAAUAAUAAUAAUAAUAAUAAUAAUAAUAAUAAUAAUAAUAAUACUAUUUCUUCAUUAAAUACGAAUAGUAACAAUAAUAGUAGUGGUAGUAGUAAUGGUAGUAGUAGUAGUAGUAGUGGUGGUGGCAAUAAAAGCAGCAAUAAUAAAAAACAAAAAGUUUCACAAAGUACAUCAUCGACCAGUUUAAAGGAGAAACAAUCACAACAGUCUAUUUUAUCAUAUUUAAAUCCAACACCAUCACUCCCAACCCCAAUUUUUGAUAAACCUAUUGAAAGAUCAGAUUCAAAUUUAGCGACUAGUUCAUUUUCAAAAUUAAAUUUUGAUGAUAUACCAUUAGAUGAUGAAGAACUUUCUCAAAAAAUUAAUACACCAUCACCAAAAUUAAUUCUUAAAAACACCUUUUCAUCAACUCCAACACAAAAAUCACCAUCUUUAUCUUCAACACCACCAAACAAAAUCAAAAUCACUGACAAAAAAUUACCAAAUUCAUCAUCAUCAUCAUCAUCACCACCACCGUCAUCAGCAAAAUCAAAGUUAUCACAUCGAUCACAAUCAUCUCCAUUAUCACCAUUAAUUACAAAUCUAAAUCAAAAUAAAUCAAAUGAAUUUGAUGAUAUUAAUUUUAAUUUCAAUAUACCAUCACCUUUGAAAGAAAUUAACAAUAAACCAAAUAUAAAAUCAAAUAGCAAAGAGACCUUAACACCACUGACUCAAAUUUUUCACUCUUCAUCACCACCACCAUCUAUCAUAAUAGAGUCAUCGCCAUCGGUUUGUUUUUCACCAACUCCUACAAAAAAUCAAUCACCAACUUUAUCAAAUUUAUCACCUACAUUCAGUUUUUUAUCCGAUACAUCACCAGUUAAAUCUCCAUCGCAAUUAUUUGAAUUUACUUUUGAUGAUCCAUUAUCCCCAAAAUUAAUUAGUUCAAAUAAUAAUAAUAAUAAUAAUAAUAAUAAUAAUAAUAAUAAUAAUAAUAAUAAUAAUAAUAAUAAUAAUAAUAAUAAUAAUAAUAAUAAUAAUAAUAAUAAUAAUAAUACUAAUACUUUUAUUUCUAAAAAUAACUUAAUCAAUUUAUUUAAUGAACAAUCCAAUCAAGAAAAUGUUUCGACCACCACCACCACCACCACCACAACAACAACUUCUACAUCAACAAAUAAUAAUAAUAAUAAUAGAUAUGAAAGAGUAUUGAUUAUAAAUGUUUUUUAUGAAGUUACCCAAAUAUUUAAUAAUAGCAAUGAUAAAAUCCAUAAAAAGACAUUAUCAGGAUUUAGUGAAAGUAUUGGAGAGAGUAGAGAGAUUCAAUUGCUUGAUGAAUGGAUAUAUACACCUGUUAGACCUGGUGAUAUAGUCAAUGUAAUAGGUGAAUUUGAUGACAAUGGUGAGAUUAUCAUUAAUAACAUUCAGAACCUAUUGAUUUUACAUCCUGAUAUAUUGAUCACUGGUACAGAGUUGGGUGGUAGUUUAACUUGUACAAGAAGAUCAGUAUUGAAGGAACAAAUAAGAGUAGGUAAUUCAAAUUCUUCAACCGUUCCGAUAUUUGGUUCUAUCGUUCAUGAAAUAUUUCAAGAAUGUUUAAAAAAUAAUAGAUUUCAUUUAGAUGAUAUUAAUACUUUUAAACAAGAGAUAAUUGGAAAAUCAACAUUUCAAUUGGGUUUAUCAUCUUUAGGUGAAACUCAAGAUACUGCAUUAAAUCAUCUUGAAAAUUGGCUUCCAACUAUUGAUAAAUUUGCUAAAACUUUUAUUCUUCCAUCAUCAUCAUCAUCUUCAGCAUCUUCUUUAAAAAAGAAUUUAAUUGAAAUUAAUUCAGAGAAAUGGCAUCUUUCAAUUUCAAAGAUUUUAGAGAUUGAAGAAAAUAUUUGGUCAUUAAUGUAUGGUUUAAAAGGUAAAAUCGAUUCAUCUUUAGAGAUUAAAUUAGUUAAGCAACAACAAGAUGAAAAACAAUCAAAACAAUCAAAACAAUCAAAGAAAAAGAAACAACAAACAACAUCACCUAAUAAUAAUAAUAAUAAUAAUAAUAAUAAUAAUAAUAAUAAUAAUAAUAAUAAUAAUAAUAAUAAUAAUAAUAAUAAUGGACCUACCACUUGUUAUUUAAAUGUUCCAUUUGAGAUUAAAACGGGUAAACCUUAUCAAAUACCAUAUAUAUCUCACAGUUCACAAGUGUUAAUUUACACUUUAUUAAUGAAUGAUAGAUAUGAUCAAGAUAUUGAAAUGGGAAUAUUAUAUUAUUUGAAAAGUCAGGAAUUUAAAAGUGUUGGAUUAAACUAUGGUCUAUUACAUCCAAUUCUAUUCGAAAGAAAUCAAAUUAGAUCAUUGAUUGUAUCAAGAAAUCUAUUGGCUUACUUUUUAAAUUUAAAUUCUCAACCACUCUUAAAACCAAAUCCAAUAUUACCUGAAAUGUUACGUGAUUAUCAUAGUUGUACCAAAUGUUACUCAAUUGAUCCUUGUGUUUUAUAUCAUAAAGCAAUUGAAAAUGGUGAUCAAUUCACUAGUUCUUUAGGUGAUUUGUUUUUAGAAAAAACAAAUCAUUUAAGUUCAAUUCAUAUUAAUUAUUUAAAAAAUUGGAAUAAAAUUAUUUCAUUAGAAUAUAGUAUUAAAAAUAAUAAAAGAAAAUUAAUUUGGAAUAAAUCAAGAAAGUUUGGAGAGAAAAACAAUUCAUGUAUUGGUGAAUUAAUAUUAAUCAGUGAGGAAUAUAGUGAAAUAACUGAAACAUUUAGUUAUAGAUUUAGAGUGAAUCCUGAUAAAUUAUUGAAUUCAUCAAUUAGUGAAGGUGAUUAUUUACUCAUUAGUGUGGAGGAUAAAUAUUAUGGUAUGGGAUCUGGUCAACUUUCAAAUAUUAUAAAUGACAUUAUAACUAUAACUUGUAGAGAGAAAUUAAGUGAACCUCCUUCACUUUUAAGUGAUUAUACUACUCCUAAUUGUAAUAAUAAUGAUCCAUCUUAUUUUGGAAAUUAUAGAAAUAAACCUUUAAUUUAUAUUGAAUAUGAGGAUGCUGAUCAACAACAACAACAACAACAACAACAACAACAACAACAACAACAACAACAACAACAACAACAACAACAAUCACAAAAACAACAAAAACAAAAACAACCAAACUUUACUCAAUUAAGAGGAUUAAAUAAUUAUGUUAAUAAUUCUAAAUUAACACCAUUCAAAUGGAGAGUUGAUAUAGAUGAACAGUUAUCAGGAUUAUCAAUAGUUAAAUCAAACCUUUUUAAUUUAUUCUUAAAAGAGAAUCAAAAGUUAAGAUCAUUGAUUGUAGAUUUAGAAGCACCAAUUUUCGACAAAUUAGAGCAAGAAAAUUAUUGGAAAUCAAUUGAUUUUCAAAAUGAUUAUCCAUUGUUAAAUAUUGAUCAAAGAAAUGCAAUCAUUAAAACACUAUCUGCCAAAGAUUAUUCAUUGAUACAUGGUAUGCCAGGUACUGGUAAGACAACUCUAGUGAUCUCUUUGAUUCAUAUCCUUUGGAGAUUAGGUAAAAAGGUUUUAAUUACAUCAUUCACUCAUACGAGUUUAGAUCAUUUAUUAUUGAAAUUUAAUAAACAAUAUCCAAAUAUUGAAAUGUUAAGAGUAGCCUCCUCUUUAAAUCAAAUCGAUCCAUCCCUACAUAGAUUUACAUUGGAGAAGCAAUCCUUUGGAAAUAUUACACAAUCUAAACAAUAUUUAGAGAGACAACAAUUGGUGGCCACUUCUUGUUUGGGUAUCAAUCAUCAAUGUCUACUAAAGAUGCAAUUUGAUUAUUGUAUUAUCGAUGAGGCAUCAAUACUUUCACAACCAAUUUCAAUGGGUCCAAUACUUAAAUGUAAAUCAUUCGUAUUGGUUGGUGAUCAUCAUCAAUUACCACCCAUUGUCAAUAAUAAAGAAGCUGGAAAAUUGGGUCUUGAUAUUAGCCUUUUCAAACAAUUAUCAACCUCUCAUCCUUCUUCUGUCUCCAAUUUAUACCAUCAAUAUCGUAUGUGUAAUUCUAUAAUGUCCUUGUCGAAUCAUUUAAUCUAUAAUAAUAGAUUGGUUUGUGGUAAUCAAUCAAUAUCAAAUCUUUCAUUACAAACAAACUACUACCAUAAUAAUAACAAUACCACUCAUAUUGACCUUUUAGAUCAUAUCAAUAAUUGGCCACAAAUAAUUUGUAAUCCAAAUAGUUCCGUUAUUUUUGUAAAUACUGACCAACUUAAUAACUCGACUGAAUCUUCAAAUGGUGAUUUAUUCUAUAAUCAAACUGAAGCUAAUAUUGUGGCUAUCUUAACAAAUUGUUUAAUCAAUAAAUUAAAUAUUAAUCAAUCUCAAAUUGGUAUUAUCACUCCAAUUAGAUUUCAAUUAAAUUUUAUUAAAAAAUCAAUUUUAAAAUAUUUAUCAAUAGAAAAUAAUAAUAACAAUAAUAAUAAUAAUAAUAAUAGUAAUAAUAAUAAUAAUAAUAGUAAUAAUAAUAAUAAUAAUAAUAAUAAUAAUAAUAAUAAUAAUAAUAAUAAUAAUAAUAAUAAUAAUAAUAAUAAUAAUAAUAAUAAUAAUAAUAAUAAUAAUAAUAAUAAUAAUAAUAAUAAUAAUAAUAAUAAUAAUAAUAAUAAUAAUAAUAAUAAUAAUAAUAAUAAUAAUAAUCAAAAUAAUAAUCAAAAUUAUUUAAAGAAAAUUGAAAAUUUAGAUAUUUUAACUAUUGAUAAAUUUCAAGGAAAAGAUAAAGAUUGUAUUAUAAUUUCAUUUGUUAGAUCAAAUGAAAAAAAAGAAAUUGGUGAAUUAAUAAAAGAUUGGAAAAGAAUGAAUGUAGCUUUUACUAGAGCAAAAAAGAAGUUAAUAUUUGUUGGAAGUAAAUCAUCUUUGUCAAAGUUCCCUUUCUUUUUAGAUUUCUUUGAAUUUCUAGAUUCUAAAAAUUGGAUUUAUAAUUUAAAUAAUAAAAUUCAAUUUUAA